UUGGUUUUUUGCUCUGCUGAUUUCCGUCGUCCUAUUUUGUGACAGUUAAGCCAACACGGCUAUCAUGUCGUCGUCUGCCCGUUCGGCGUUGUUGAUUCCGUCUACCGUCGCUCCGCAGCUGUUGAUGUCUCCGGUUGCACCAUCGCCGCACCGGUAUUCUCGUUCAGCAUUUGAUGCUAGCGUAUUUUCAAGGCGGAAUGUGGCCGUCUUGCUCUCGUCAUUCGUGAUUCCUCUCUUCCCUUCUCUCCUCCAACCGCGCGUUGCCUCCGCGUUCUCGAUUGGCAUUUCAGGACCUAAAGAAUGGCUGCAACAGCAAAAGAAGAAAUCAGCCAAAUUUAUUUUAGCUCCAGUUGAUGCCUCGCGCAAUAUCCUCCAGUCUGCAUACCUCUUACUGAUGAAAAAUGAAGCAGAGUUUGAUGAAAAUGACUUACGUGAGAUUCAAAUGUUGUUAAUCUCUGCUGCCAGAGACUGUGUUCCUCGGGAUAGAAAUUCUUUUGUUGAGUUCCAAGCCAAUACCGGAGUUGAGGUCUGCACUUUCCGAUUAAUCGUGAAAAAUGCAUCGUCUUUGCUUGAUGAUAGAGAUCCAAUCAAGCUAGAAGCUGAAGCUAAGUUGAGUGAUCUCAUAAGAUCGUUUUCUUCUCUUAAUGACAUUGUUAGAGAGAAAGGGAUGCAACUUACUUCUGACAGCAGGCAGAGAGUUGCAAGUGCGCUUAAAGAUACAAUAUCUUCGUUAAACAAUUUCGAGCAGGGAAUAAAUGAUUGUCUUCAAGUCUGAUGGCUUUGAUUCUGGAAAAAAGCGUUUCAACUACAAACUUCUUUAGAGAAAGCCAGAUAUUGUCAAAUAGAUAAUGUGAGCUGUGGUUGCUGGCGAGCAUUGUGGCUUUUUUAUUUGGUUUAUUCUAAAUGCACCAAUUUAUCUAUCUAAUGAUAAAGAUGAUUAUAUAUAUUUGUAACAGGGGUGCCCUAAGCCUCAACAUUAUUAUGUACAUCAAAGGAUAUUGAAUGGC
This is a messenger RNA of Andrographis paniculata, 1007 nucleotides long. RefSeq lists its product as uncharacterized. Gene Ontology annotation, cellular component: chloroplast. The transcript has 7 exons. Lineage: Eukaryota; Viridiplantae; Streptophyta; Magnoliopsida; Lamiales; Acanthaceae. The coding region runs from base 65 to 775 and encodes 236 amino acids. The record is from RefSeq and is a predicted model, not a curated record.